AUGUCCCGCAGUCAGAAUUGGUUUGAAUGGCUGGUCGGUGCUCGGGGGCUUUAUUCACCGCCAACCGCAACGGUUACUGUGUUCCGGAACGGAGAUGGUUUUUACCCCGGUCGAAGGUUUGUCACCAAUCAACGCCAAUCAUUCACUUUUGACAGCUUUCUGAACACUGUCACUCGAGGCAUUACAGCUCCAUUUGGGGAAGUGCGAAACAUUUACACCCCUAAGGGUCAUAAGGUGUUGGAUCUGGAGCAGCUGGUGCACGGAGAGAGAUACUGGAUGUGGAAGUCGGAGCAGAGAGACACUGAAACAACCAUGAAAACAACUGAAACAAGUCAUUCACAUUCACAUGCUGUCAUCACACACCAUAUAAACCAUUACAAAAAGAAAAGUGAACCGAUCCAACCUGUAGUUCACAGCAGAAUAAUUGUCCCAGCUCGAUGGAAUAGAAUCAGUAAUGAGUCGUGCACCAUCAAUGUUUUUACCAACUUGGUUCCUCCAGCACUGGUGCUGAUUCCAAAACACAUGCUUGUCAGCUGGGAAAAGGUGUUGGCCAUGGUGACCGAGAAAGAUCACCUUCGCACUGGAGCUGUGCACAGGUUGUGCAUGCUGAAUGGGAGGCCUUUACGUGGAGCAUAUGAGCUGAAGAACAACCACUGUUAUGUUGCUGUAGGGCCAUCUUAUCAUCUGGUUCCAUGCAAAGGAGAUUUCCAUCGCACAAGAGUAGAUGUUAAAAUUCAUACUGAUCUGUAUUUGGCUUUUGCCAAGCACACACGAUGGCUGCAACUACAGAUCAACAAUGGCAUUCUUCCUGUGAGAAAAAAGGCCCAAGACAGAACUUUGUUCGCAAAACCAGGAGUGGACUUCGCCGGCUCCGACGUCUUUUACGCCAAACUGCCCGGGCAGGGCUCGAAAAUCCCAGAUCUUUUCGCUAUUCCGGGUGAAAAAAGUGUCUUCAGAGCCACCAACAAAAUGAUGGAGGCAGUAAUAGCAUCUGAAGUCCUUGAAGAUGAAAAUAUGAAGGUGGAUCUUCCCAUAGAACAGAUGAAAGUAAAAAUUGAGGAGGAACAAAACUCCCGACCAGAAAGUGUUGGUGACAGCCCUGCCAAAAACAUCCCAACCCAUCCAAAUUCAAGCUUAAAACGUCUCAGGCCUCAUUCAAGUGACUUCUUCAGCUGGAUUGAUGGUGGAGGCUCCUCUGCAUAACCUGGCUACACAACACCGAAGCAGUAACACUCUAAAGAGAAGAUCUGGGGGGAAAAAGGUUCGCAGUUACGGGCAGUUGCUGUUAAUGGUUGAGGGCAGAGGCAGACCCAGAGGAACACUGAAUAACUGGGACACAAUAGGAGCUCUAUGUGUGUGAGGAGGUCACAUCUGCUGUGCUCCCUCACUCCCUCUCUUCUAGAGCUCUACCAAUAACAACAGCGGAGGCCCUGCGUCUGGCCUCUGUCUUACAACGGCCCUCCUGUGCUGCUCUGGGCCGCUGAUAGACCAUGACAUUUCACUGGGCACCCAUUACUGGCCCUGUCAGUCCUUCUGUUAUCACACGCUUGCAAACAGAAAUAUGACAUCAUAAAACGCCCCUGUAACGUGAGCCCACGGCCACUCAGGAUAAUGGCUGAGGUGUAAAAUUAGUGUUUUGGUAAUAACAUCUCAAAGAAGAAAAAAAAAAACAUGAAAGGUCACAUUUAUGUUGAGGGAAAAAAAG
Pimephales promelas (fathead minnow) is the source of this 1705-nucleotide messenger RNA. The record is from RefSeq and is a predicted model, not a curated record. Lineage: Eukaryota; Metazoa; Chordata; Actinopteri; Cypriniformes; Leuciscidae.